Orussus abietinus is the source of this 1944-nucleotide messenger RNA. RefSeq names its product protein lifeguard 1 (gene Lfg). The transcript has 8 exons. The record is from RefSeq and is a predicted model, not a curated record. Gene Ontology annotation, cellular component: membrane. Lineage: Eukaryota; Metazoa; Arthropoda; Insecta; Hymenoptera; Orussidae. Bases 595 to 1323 code for a protein of 242 amino acids.
AAACUUCCAGUUGGUUCCGUUAGGCUGUGGGCUUGAUGGAUUUAGUCGUAUUUUCGUGACGCUAAGUGACGGGUUCGACGUAGAACGCGAUUCAGUAUUUGCAUUCCGGUCGCGCUUGUGGUUAAUUCCUCCGUGUCGGUUUAGUAUUCUCUCGACUGGGACGCCGACAGUCCGCUCAAAGAUACGGAAGUACCAAGUUUUGCCAGUUGCCGGUUGUUUGCGCGUUACGUGGGAGGUAAAAGCCACUACCUUUGCCGGACGAGUGAGAGAAGUUCAUCUACGUUACAAGGACGUUUCCUUAAGCGUACAAUAAGAUGACGUCGUGGCAGAACAAUCCUGGUGGUGGAUACUAUCCAGGACAACAAGAUUCCAUAGGGUGGUGACUCGUUAUAUUUUCAUCGCAUAAAAAUUAGUUGCGAUGUACUCUUAGGUCCAGGUCCAAUUCCAAGCCAUAAUCCCGGAUACCCCGGAUAUCCCCCACCUUACGGAGGUGGACCCCCUCCAGGACCAGGUUUCGUUCCACCAGGUGCUCCUCCUUACGGCCAAGUGCCACCCCCUGCAGGAGUUCCUUUUGGGGGCCAACCACAGCCUGGAAUGUACGGCUCGAAUUAUGCAGAUGAUCCUGCACAGGAUCAAGGGGAGGUCAAGGGGUUUGAAUUCAGUAAUGACACCAUAAGACGAGGAUUUAUCAGGAAAGUGUACCUGAUUCUGAUGUGUCAACUGUUAAUAACAUUGUCGAUGAUUACUUUGGUUUUGUAUCACAAGCCCACCAAUUUGUGGGUUCGUCGACAUCCGGAACUGUUUUGGAUAUCUUUCAUUAUAACUUUUGUCCUACUGAUUUCGAUGGCUUGCUGUACCAGUGUUAGAAGAAAGUCGCCGAUGAACUUCAUCUUCUUAUUAAUGUUUACAUUGGCGGAGGGUUUACUCCUGUCCAUAGCAUCAUCUUUGUACAAAGCGGAAGAAGUUUUAAUGGCAGUCGGGAUCACAGCUGCAAUUUGCCUUGCGCUAACAAUCUUCGCCUUCGUUACCAAAAUCGACUUCACGGUAUUGCAUACCAUUCUUUUCAUGUCCGUUUUCGUUCUCCUCCUCUUUGGAAUACUGGCAAUAAUCUUCCCCGGUAAAAUCAUGUCCUUGGUUUACGGUUCGUUAGGGGCGCUUUUGUUCUCGGUAUAUUUAGUUUACGAUACCCAAAUGAUGAUGGGCGGUAAGCACAAGUACUCCAUCUCACCCGAGGAGUACAUCUUCGCAGCUUUGAGCCUCUACCUCGAUGUCGUCAAUAUCUUCUUGUACAUCCUGACCAUAAUUGGAGCGUCCCGGGAUUAGCAAAAAUAAGACGGCAAAAGUCACUUUGCAGCUGCUUAAUCCAAAACUUACAAAGGAUGUUUAUACGAUAUGUGCGUAAAUUUUGAUUCCGCUAUGGCUCAGAGAAAGCACGCGACUCAAAAGCCUUGCAGAAAGUCAUAAAGCAAGCGGUACAUUUUCCAUAAGAAAGGACUGAUGACGGGAGAAUGGGUUUUAAAACCACCUAGUUCCAAGCGUUAUAGCUUUAGUUAGAUUGCCUUAUUUUCUAAGCUCGUUGUACUCUUUCACGUUACCUAAUAAUAUAUCGUUCAUUUAUCCCUUUCAUAUAUUCAUUACAUUCGCGAAUUGUAUGAAAGCACUGAUUCUGUCAUCGAUUACGUGCGUGGCAUUUCACUGAAUUUUGUAAAUGAUGACGUUCCUUACUUGUUUUACCCAUUCUAUAAUAAAGUAUAUUUAUCUUGAUAUUUAAUGAUAAAAAGCGUAAAAAGCUCAUUGGAUUGUAUGCAUCUUGGGGUUCCUCGCAAACACCGCGAAAACUUUUAGUCACUCGGUCAUAAAGAGUACGAUGUAAUUAGAAUUAAGCGUAGUUUGAUGUUUCAACGGAUAUGGAAUAUUCAAGAAAUAAAAUGGAAGAUAAAAGAA